AUGGGACACGACUAUUCCGCGAAAGAAUCGGUUGAGCCGAGCCCACAAGAUGACACUAGCGACAGCGAUAGUUUGAGAUAUACUCAGCAAGUUGGUGGGAAUACCACCAAGGCCACAUACCAAGAGGUGUCAGGAGCUCCUGUGGAGGUCAACUCCCCGUUGGGCUAUUCGGUUGGAUGGGUGACAGUUAUCUUUCUCAACCUGAGUAAGAUGAUAGGGACCGGUGUCUUUUCAACGCCAUCGAGUGUUGUCAAGGGGGCUGGCUCUGUGGGCCUUGCAUUAUUCUAUUGGGUUAUUGGGUACUUGAUGGCAUCUAGCUCUCUAUCUGUCUACCUGGAAUUUGCCUCGUACUUCCCUAGUCGAUCCGGCUCGGAAGUGGUGUACUUGGAACAGUCCUACCCACGACCGAAGUAUUUCUUCCCGACUGUUUUCGCAAUGCAGACUGUGCUUUUCUCAUUCAGCAGUAGCAAUGCUGUUGUUUUGGCACAAUAUCUAUUCAAGCUCGCUGACUCGGAAGCUACACCAUGGAAACUCAAAGGGGUGGCUGUGGCUUCUUACACAGUUGCAGUAUUAUUGCUCGCGUUCAAUACCAGAUGGUCUCUCAGAUUGGCAAAUGCAAUCGGACUAGUAAAGCUCAUCACCUUGAUAUUUAUUGGAAUCAGCGGGUUGGUUGUUCUCGGAGGGCAUACCUCAGUCAAAGAUCCCAAGGCCAACUUCCGAAAUGCCUUCGAUGGCAGUGAUGCGGCCACCGCCUAUGGAGCUACGAACGCAUUGACCAAAGUAUGGUUUUCAUAUGCAGGCUAUGAAAAUGCCUUCAAUGUGGUCAACGAAGUCCGACACCCUGUCAAAACAUUGAGGUGGAGUGCCCCGUUGUCGUUGGGUGCAACAGCGACGCUAUACAUCCUGGCAAACAUAGCCUACUUCAGUGCUGCGACAAAAGAAGAGGUCAUUGAAUCAAAGGUCGUUGCUGCUGGUCUCUUCUUUGAGAAGGUGUAUGGAACUGGGAGUGCUGCUUCGGCGCUGAACUUUCUGAUCUGCCUAAGCGCGUUUGGAAAUCUGCUCGCCGUUCUCAUUGGCCAGUCCCGUAUGCUACGAGAAUGUGGAAGGCAAGGUGUUUUGCCAUUCACCUCAUUCUGGACUUCCACAAAGCCCUUUGGAACGCCACUCGGUCCUUACUUGGUGAAAUGGGGACUUACUGUGGUGAUGAUUUUGGCGCCGCCCGCCGGUGAUGCCUUCAACUUCAUCGUGAAUCUUGGUGUUUACCCAGCAUCCUUUUUCGGUUUACUGCUCACCAUAGGGCUGCUGGUCACUCGAAUCCGUCGUAAGCGUCUGAAUUUACCAGCCCCCGAUUAUCAGGCUUGGCACGUAACCAUCGCAUUCGCUAUUCUCUCGCAUCUUUAUAUGGUGGUCAUGCCAUGGUAUCCACCUAGUACUGGAGCCACUGGAGGCGAUGUGAGCUUUUGGUAUGCGACAUAUUGCGCUGUGGCUCUUGGAAUCAUCGCUACGUGUGGAGUUUACUACUAUGUCUGGAUCAAGCUUCUCCCCCGACUCCAAGGGUUCCGGUGGCACCAGACGGUCCUCAAACUAGAGAAUGGCGCUACGGCUCAUCAGCUUGUGAAAGUGCCUCAUAAGGGGGACUAA
Molecule: messenger RNA, 1641 nt
Organism: Penicillium brevicompactum
Lineage: Eukaryota; Fungi; Ascomycota; Eurotiomycetes; Eurotiales; Aspergillaceae
Exons: 9
Coding region: 1-1641 (546 amino acids)
Biological process (GO): amino acid transmembrane transport
Cellular component (GO): membrane
Molecular function (GO): L-amino acid transmembrane transporter activity
Source: RefSeq, a predicted model, not a curated record